AUGCGCAGUGGAUGCGCAGCCUCGCUCUUCCCUGAGCUGUUGUGACGCUGAAGUAAUUCAGGCUGCUGGCGGAUCGAGCAGUUUUUCCACAGAUCAUGGCGGUGGAAAAGCGUUUGGCCUAUUCUAUUGUGCAGUUCCUCAGAGACCAGACACACUGUGGUUCACUAAAUUCAGAUGAGCAGGAAAGCCUCGAAGUUGCUAUACAAUGUUUGGAAACAACAUUUAAGAUCAGCUCGAGUGACUGCCACCUUGCAGCUCCACAGCCUCUCAGAGAAAUCUUUCUGAACGCCCUGCUCAAGAAUGACAUUGUGACAUUACAAGAGACGUCUCCAUCUCCGGAGGACAUAGAGAGAGCUGAGCAGCUGAAAAAUGAAGGAAACAACCACAUGAAGGAGGAGAACUAUAGCUGUGCGGUGGAGUGCUACAGGAAAGCCAUUCAUCUGGACCAAAGAAAUGCAGUGUACUACUGCAACAGAGCUGCGGCACACAGUAAACUGGGAAAUUACACAGAAGCUAUCACAGACUGUGAGCGGGCCAUAGCUAUUGAUCCAACAUACAGUAAAGCCUUUGGAAGAAUGGGAUUGGCCCUGGCAGCCAUGAGCAAGUAUCCAGAGGCCAUUUCUUACUUUAAGAAAGCGCUGGUACUGGAUCCUGAAAAUGACACCUACAAAUCUAACUUAAAGACAGCUGAGCAGAAAAAGAAGGAAUCAUCAAAUCCUACAGUUGCCAGACUGGGCUUUGACAUGGCCAGCCUCAUCAAUAACCCAGCCUUCAUUAGCAUGGCUGCCAGUGUGAUGCAAAACCAACAAGUGCAACAGCUUAUGUCAGGAAUGAUGUCUAAUGCAGUAGGAGGUCCUGCAGCAGGAGUUGGAGGAUUGUCUGAUAUUUCCAGCCUCAUUGAAGCUGGUCAGCAGUUUGCCCAGCAGAUUCAGCAGCAGAACCCAGAGCUGAUAGAGCAGCUAAGAAACCACAUCCGCAGCCAAUCCUUCAGUAGCAGUCCAGAGGAACACUCCUGAUCUGCAGAGGUCCAUGUGAGAGGAAGGACAAAAGCAUGGUGAGCGGAGGCAAAGGGAGGGAUCAUUGGGAAUGCAAUCUGUACACCCAUUCUUUCUAACUGGCACUGGCAGAGCUGGAGUGAAGUGAGACUGGGUCAUGGCACUUUACAAAGAAAAGGGCUUUCAGUCAGGAGGGAGGCAGAGGAAACACAAGUCUGAAGGACUUUUCACACUACAUUUCUUUCUUCAUCAGUUUAUUUUGGUAUAAUGUUCUAAAAUGAUCUAAGUAAUAUAAUGUCUUAAUGAAAAAAGUCUAAAUGUGUUCAGUAAUGAUAACAUCUCAAGACCCUAUUUUAAACUGUAUUAGUACUGAAUACACCAGAAUGCCCUUUUUUAUUUACUGUAAGAUUCAGAGUGUAUCCUAGAAAUACUUAAUACAUCACAACAUGUCACACUGUUAUAUUCAAACUGCCUGUAGAUAACUGAAGCCUGUACAUUAUUUACAAGAUGGUGUAUGUGUUAAUGUUAGAUCAGCCAGGGCUUAGUGUUAGCUACCUUGCUUACAUUAACUAUUAUCUACCUUAGCCAUCAUCAUAAAAUUAUGCACAUUUAUUAAAUUAACCCAAGUAGCAUAGAAGAAAAAGAAUUGUUUGCAAUUAAAAGUUACAGAAAGGAGAUUAAAAGUUACAGAAAGUCCAUAAUUGGUCUCUGUCUGUCUGUCUGUCUGUCUGUCUGUCUGUCUGUCUGUCUGUCUGUCUAUCUAUCUAUCUAUCUAUCUAUCUAUCUAUCUAUCUAUCUAAUCUAUCUAUCUGGAUGGAUGGAUGGAUGGAUGGAUGGAUAGACACACACACAUUGUCAGUGCACUUCCUCAUUGUUUUGGGUUAAAACUUCUGCUCAGUACACUAGCUGUAGGGAGUUGAUGGGUUUUUUCCUGCCUCUGAAAAAUAUGAAAGUAAGUGGAUUGGACAAUCUUAAUUUCCUCUAAAUGUGGGUUUUUGUAUUAUGCCCUGCCAGGUGUGUUACUGAAAAUGAAUGGGCAGGUUUGACUUUAGUGUGGUUUAUUUUAUCAGACAAUAUCAGUUUUAAUUUAAUAGAGCAAAAUUACUAUUACUUCUACCCACUAUGGAGUUUUAAAUUUAAUGCUCUGCAGGGUCUGCAAGGUCGCAGUUAAAUACUUUAUAUCAUGUUUGUUCGAUUUCUCCUCCUGUUCCUUGUAAAAAAAAUAUUUCUCAGCACUAUAUAAAUAUUCCAGUUCACUGUGGAAAGCCAAGUAGUGUGAAAUGUUACAUAAAUACUGAAGUAUGUAGCUUGUGUUGUUAUCUAUCCUCAUCUAACUCCAGACAGAACUACCAUCUAACACAGCGUACUGUGGGCUUUCGUAGCAAAGUACACACGAGACACUUUUCUGCUUCUAUAGAUUUGUGUGUAGCUUUGUGUGCUGGUCCUCUGCUUUUCUUAUAAACACCUGGCAUUGACACAUCAGGGUCGAGUUGGUUUUAUUUUAGUAAAUGACUUAUUAUUGUUAGCUUGCCUAUAUAUUUUCUAUCUCUUGGUCGUGUUCACAGACCUUGAAAUCUGAGGAACUGCAAUGUCUUAAGAUUGUACGUACAUUGUACAGAACUUUAUGUUCAUUUUUGAGCAUUAAAUAUUUAGAAAACAUGUUUCUACAUGAUGUUAAUUCACCAUCAUCACCAUCAAGUAGUUGUUUACUCAACUAUAACACAAUGUUUUUUUUUAACUGAGCACAUUCAAUGACAUUUGUAUGCAUGCUUCACGAUCUGGUUUGUGCAGUCUGAUGUGUAAAUUCAUUCAUAGGGACCAUGUGUGUAAACACUGAGGAUAUGAACAGGUCAGUCAGUGUUUCUAGAAAUCAUUGUUAAUGUGCAAUCAUACAUUAAUGAAAGAAUAAUGAUGAAUUAAACAGAAGUGUUUUACUCA
Messenger RNA from Trichomycterus rosablanca, 2933 nucleotides. RefSeq names its product small glutamine rich tetratricopeptide repeat co-chaperone beta (gene sgtb). Gene Ontology annotation, molecular function: protein binding; molecular adaptor activity. Gene Ontology annotation, biological process: post-translational protein targeting to endoplasmic reticulum membrane. Gene Ontology annotation, cellular component: membrane; TRC complex. The transcript has 12 exons. The coding region runs from base 96 to 1016 and encodes 306 amino acids. Lineage: Eukaryota; Metazoa; Chordata; Actinopteri; Siluriformes; Trichomycteridae. The record is from RefSeq and is a predicted model, not a curated record.